AUGUCGCUGUACACCUACGUAGGCACGCCCAACCCCAACCUCAUCUGCUGCAUCUGCCGCACGCCCUUUACCGACCCCACUACCACACGGACAUGCGCACACACCUUCUGCUCCGAGUGCAUCCUGCGCGCGCUCUCGCACUCAUCCCUGUGCCCCGUUGACCGCUCGCCGCUUGCCCUGGAGGACCUGGGGGCGGCGGGGCCUAUCGUUCGGUCGAUGGUAGACGAACUCCCGGUCGAGUGUGUGCACCGUGCCGAAGGGUGUCUGCACGUCUGUCAGAGGCAGGAUCUGGCGACGCACCUGAAGGAGGGAUGUGCGUUUGCAGAGGUGCGUUGUGAGCUGCGGGGGUGCGAGGAAGUGUCAGUGAAGCGAGACGGGAUGAAGAAGCACUUGCUGGAAGCUCAUGGGCAGGAGGUGGAUGGACGCGAGGAAGGGAAGGAUCGGAAGGAGGGGCAGAAACAGGAUGAACUUGAAGACGAGACGUCAGAUAAUACAGAGUCGGAGACCCAACCUUGUCCACACGCCGCCCUUGGAUGUCCAUACACCGGGACGGGCCCUCCUACCUCCCACCUCGCCUCUUGCCCCUACGAAGCGCUCAAGGGCUUCGUCUCAGCACACACUGCGAGGAACGCCCUCCUCACUGAACAGAAUAUACUACUGCGCCACCGUGUUGACACCUUGGAGAGCGCGAUGCAGGUCAUGAGGAGGGAGAUGGGCGCUGUAAGGGCAGCAUUGGGGCCUUGGUACAAGACGGCUUAUCAUGGGGUGGUACUCCCCCGCUCAGCUGGGACGAGCAGUGAGCUGCCGGUCGGGUUGCAGCCUGCCAGUGCUGGGCCUUCUGGGGUGGUGGGUUUGGGCAUGGGAGGCGCGCCGGAAUUGGAGCACGCUCAGGUUGUAACAGGGACCUCGAUUGCACCGGACAUCUUCGCGCCGUACUUCCCGAUGGAAGAGAGCCUGCAGCCACGAGCGCCAAUGGGCCAUCGCACCUCCGCGAGCCUCGGUGGUGAGGGCGCUUACGGGCGUUCUGCCAGUGCUGCUGGCGUUAUCGCGCCUCUCGACCUUGGGACGACGCUAGAAGGGACGCUUACGGGCCUCAGGGAGAGUGUGGUGGGGCUCGCGGCGGGGGUGGACUCUGUAGGGAGGAGGAGUGAGAUCGCGAUCGCGAAUGAGACGCUGAGGUUGCAGGAGGAGCUGAUGUCGGUGCGGGUGCAGAUGAAUGGACUGAGGAUGCAAGUGCAUGGGAUGAUGAUGGAUCGGAACGCUGCUCUGCGGGGCGGGGAGGAGGGGGCGGUAUUUGGGCAGCAGCAGCAGUUUCCCGUGUACCCUGCACCUCGGGUGAACUUUGGAGUCCCGCCGUCGAUUACAAAACUAUAG
Molecule: messenger RNA, 1374 nt
Organism: Cyclocybe aegerita
Lineage: Eukaryota; Fungi; Basidiomycota; Agaricomycetes; Agaricales; Hemipholiotaceae
Source: the annotation of a GenBank genome assembly